AUGUCACUCAAAUUCGGACUCAACCUAAAGAAUAAGGGCGCAAAUUCCCUUGGGAAAACAGCGGUCAAGCCGGGCCUCGGGAAAAAGAAAAAGCCACUGCUCGACGAUGACGACGAGGAAGAUGUCAAGGGAAAGGGAAAGGUGGCAGAUGAUGCGCAGGAGAUUGGCGAACUGAACUUCGACGAUACGCUCGCCGCCAUCUCAUCAGGAUCAUCCAAACUCGCGCCCGCCAAAGCAAAGAAAGGCCAACCACCAGCGCCUCCUUCUAACAAGCCAAAACCGAAGGACCAUGACCCGACCACCAUGACCUACUCCGCAAGCGCCGCCGAAGCUGAAAAAUGCGCACAAGAAGCCCUAGAAGCUAACCCUACAUUGUACGACUAUGAUGCCGCUUACGAGGCAACACAGGCCGUGCUUGCUGCCCAAGAAGCAGCCGAGCGCGACGACACGGCAGAGCGGAAGCCUAAAUACAUGGACGCACUCUUCGAGUCCGCGGAGCAACGGAAGAAAGAUCAAAUGCGGGCGCGGGACAAACAACUGCAGCGCGAACGCGAAGCCGAAGGCGAUGAAUUUGCUGACAAGGAAAAGUUUGUAACUGGCGCGUAUAAGAUACAACAGGAAGAGACGCGCAAGGCCGAAGAAGAGGAAAAGAAGCGACAAGAGGCUGAGGAAGAAAACAAGAGAAAGUUCGGUAUGCAAGGAUUUCAUAAGCAGAUGCUUGCAGAGCGUGAGAAGAGACAUCAGAAAGCUAUGGAGGCUACGGCGCAGGCUCUCAAGGACGGCGUCAAGCCUGUUGUGGAAGAGAAGAAAGAGAAGACGGAUGCCGAAAUUGUCGAAGAGCUUCGCAAACAAGGCAAGAACGUCAUACUCAACGAUGAGGGCCAGAUUGCAGAUAAGAGUCAGCUACUCAAAGCAGGACUCAACAUUAUUGCAAAGCCCAAACCCGCAUCUACGCCUACCACCACUGCAGCGCCAAAAUACACUCCACCUACACAUGCGAAUAUCAAAGGUGGCCGGAAUGCUCAGCGUGAACGACAAACUGCUAUGAUAGCAGAGCAAAUUGAAGCUGCAAAUAAGAGGAAGGCAGAUGAAGAAGCAGAAGAGCAAGCUAAAAUAGAACACGCACGUAAGAGCCAGAAGACGGCAAGCGAUAUCAGUAGUGCCAAGGAAAGGUACUUGCAAAGAAAAAGGGAAGCCGCCGCAGCGAAAGCUGCAGCAGGCAAAUGA
Messenger RNA from Pyrenophora tritici-repentis Pt-1C-BFP, 1227 nucleotides. The record is from RefSeq and is a predicted model, not a curated record. NCBI's taxonomy places the organism in Eukaryota, Fungi, Ascomycota, Dothideomycetes, Pleosporales, Pleosporaceae.